AUGACACUUUAGAUGAGGCAACAAAGAAAGACCUUUUCACUGACACUUUCUGUAAGGUUUGCAGGGCAGUGCUGCAGUUUGAAUCUCAGAGGGCGUCACACUAUAAGGGCAAAAAACAUGCUCAGAAAGUUCGUCUUUACAUCCAAAUGCAUGGCAAGAAAGAUGAAAGGCAGGAAGAUGGCAAACAGAAGAAAACGGAUUGUACCAACUUUCAGAUGGAUGGGAGUGGAGUAGUGGACAGAAACAAAUACUGCAAUCUCUGCAACAUGUUUUUUACUUCCCCAGUUGUUGCUUUGUCUCACUACUUGGGAAAGAUCCACGCUAAAAAGCUGAAGCAAUUAUCAGUAGACCAAGCCCACAUGCCAGCACAGAGCAUGCAGCCUGUUUCUGCUUUACAGAAGCCAUCGGCUGAGAAGCCCUUGCUGCCUUCAAAAGCUGAAGAGUCUUCAUCAUCCUCCAACACAAAGUUGAAGUUAAAUGAUCCAGACAAGUACUGCAAGCUCUGCUGUGCUCCCUUCAAUAAUCCACUUGUGGCCCAGCAGCAUUAUGUUGGUAAGAAACACAGAAGAAAUGAAGCACGGAAAAAGAUACUGGAGGAGCUAGGAGACAAAGCUGUCCCUGCAGAAUCCAGCACCAAUGGUUCCUUCUUUUCAGCAGUUGGGGUUGGUUAUUACAUGUGCCCCAUAUGUAACAUCACACUUACAUCUAUAGAGACGUACCAAUCCCAUGUGCAAGGGAAUAAGCACCGGAUUAA
Messenger RNA from Haliaeetus leucocephalus (bald eagle), 754 nucleotides. RefSeq names its product zinc finger matrin-type protein 1-like. NCBI's taxonomy places the organism in Eukaryota, Metazoa, Chordata, Aves, Accipitriformes, Accipitridae. Gene Ontology annotation, molecular function: nucleic acid binding; zinc ion binding. The record is from RefSeq and is a predicted model, not a curated record. The transcript has 5 exons. The annotation marks the transcript as partial.